AUGGACAUCCUGGCCACGGUCAGGCUGUACAUUGGCGAGAUGGUGGCCCAGGCCGGCCCUCAAAUGAAGGUGCUGCUCAUGGACAAGGAAACGACGGGCAUCGUCUCGUGCGCGUUUGCCCAAUCGGAAAUGAUGCACAAGGAGGUGUACCUGUUCGAGAAGCUCGAUUCCCCGGUGCCCCGCGAGCAGAUCAAACAUUUGAAGUGCAUCGUGUUCGUUCGGCCGACCCAGGAGAACAUCACCCUGCUGUGCCAGGAGUUGAGGACCCCAAAAUACGCCCAAUAUUUCAUUUUCUUCUCGAACAUUGCCAACAAAAGUGACAUCAAGCAGUUGGCAGAAGCGGAUGAAGAAGAAGUGGUUCGCGAAGUGCACGAAUAUUUCUGCGACGGAAUCCCGCUCUCGAAACACUUGCUGUCGAUCGGGAUGCGCAAUCCGUACGAUGCCUCCUUUCGCUUGUCAACCACUUCCCUCCUCCACAUCAAGCAGACAAUUAUCGCGUUGACGUUGGCGCUGAAGAAGAAGCCGACCGUCUGUUACCAACGUACGAAUGAGGACUGUGAACGAUUGGCGGGAGAGGUGGCACAAACGAUGCGCCGUGAGGAUGGGCUGUAUCGGAAUUGCAAGGAGGAUACGAUGCUGUUGAUUGUCGAUCGAUCUGAGGAUUGUGCCACUCCGCUUCUCAAUCAAUGGACCUAUGAAGCUAUGGUGCACGAGCUGCUCGGGAUUCAGAAUAAUCGCGUGACAAUCGACGGGCAAAAUUUGGUGUUGUCCGAGUUGCAGGACGAUUUUUAUGAAAAGAACGUCUCGGCAAAUUUCGGCGAAAUCGGGCAGAAUAUCAAGACGCUGAUGGAGCAGUUUCAAUCAAAGACGCAAAUCCACAAGAACGUCGAGUCGAUCGCCGAUAUGAAGAGCUUUGUCGACGAGUAUCCACAAUUUAAGAAAAUGUCUGGUACCGUCUCGAAGCACGUGUCCGUUGUGGGGGAAUUGAGUCGUUUGGUUGGCACGGAGAGUCUGCUAGAAGUUUCUGAGCUGGAACAAUCGUUGGUGGUUGACGGCGACCAUAGUCAAUGCUUGGAUCGGAUUCGCGUCCUUCUAAAUAAUAGGAAAAUCUCAAAUUUAAACGCCACCCGGCUCGUGCUCCUCUACGCGCUUCGUUUUGAGAGCAACCAGAGCAACGAUAUCAACGGGUUGAUCAACAUUUUGAAGCAAAGAGAACCGGCGGCUUCAUCCCUGGUCCGUUCGCUUCUUCGUUUUGGCGGGGCAACGCGGCGGAAAAACGAGCUGUUCGGUGGCCAAUCUGCCGUCGAGAUGACAAAACGAUUUAUCAAGGGUCUGAAAGGAGUGGAGAAUGUGUAUACGCAGCAUACCCCAUUCCUUCUACAGACAAUUGACGCCAUUUCAAGGGGAAAGGUCAACGAGCAGCUCUACCCUAAGCAUGCCUCAUCCGAAUUUGUGCCCCGUGUCGACAACAUCAUCAUCUUUAUGGUGGGCGGGGCCACGUAUCAAGAGUUAUUCCAUGUUCGAGCUGCUAACGAGCGACGGCUACAAUCUGGGGGGCCGGCGAUACUGUUGGCUACGACGCACAUGCUCAACACUAAGGGUUUCAUCGAGCAGCUGCGAGCGAUGGGCGGCGGCCAA
Messenger RNA from Mesorhabditis spiculigera, 1638 nucleotides. Lineage: Eukaryota; Metazoa; Nematoda; Chromadorea; Rhabditida; Rhabditidae. The record is from the annotation of a GenBank genome assembly.